AUAUCUACAACACUACCAAUUAAAAAAGAAAAAAUCAGAGAAAAAUUCAAGAAAAGAAAGAAAAAUGGAAACAAUUAGAAAAAACCCUGUUUCCAUGAUCUUCAUCAUGCUGGCUAUAACCGGAUUUCUGUCGGCGGUGGCGGCGAACUUGGAGGAGGACGAGAAGGAAUGCGCGGAGCAGCUGACGAACCUGGCGGCGUGCAUUCCGUUCGUGAGCGGGACGGCCAAACAGCCGACGAAGGAGUGCUGUGACGACACCAAGAAAGUGAAAACUGCACAGCCCAAGUGUUUGUGUGUGCUGAUCAAAGAGAGCAGUGACCCCUCCAUGGGCCUUCCCAUCAACACCACUUUGGCUCUCCAGAUGCCCGCAGCUUGCAAUAUUGAUGCCAAAGUCUCCGACUGCCCAUCAUUACUGAAUCUCCCGGCAGAUUCACCCGACGCAAAGAUCUUCAAAGUGGGCAACGCAGAUUCAAGCACAGGCGCAUCUGCAGACUCUCCUUCUGGCUCUACUGCCUCUGCAAAAUCUCCACCUUCUUCCACAAUCACAAGUUCCGAUAAUACGAAGACAACACCAACAAGCGCUAGCAACGGGCAGAAAGUCGUUACCAGCGUCUUGCUCGUAAUGGGGCUGGCGUCUAUUUCAUUAGUUUUCGUUUAAUUUUGAACUGUGCGUUGUGUUUUUCGUCUUCAAAAUAAUAAAAUUGGGGAGCUUAAAAAUGUGAGGCGAGCUACUAUAUACGUAACGUGCCAUAAAUGGCAAUUUUUAGCAUAUAAGUUAUUGAUUGGUCUGCGAUUUUUGCCUCUGUUCCUGUUAUAUUACUAUUAAUGAAUAAAACUUGAUUGUUCUUUUUCUUUUUUA
Sesamum indicum (sesame) is the source of this 859-nucleotide messenger RNA. Its product is annotated as non-specific lipid transfer protein GPI-anchored 14. The record is from RefSeq and is a predicted model, not a curated record. NCBI's taxonomy places the organism in Eukaryota, Viridiplantae, Streptophyta, Magnoliopsida, Lamiales, Pedaliaceae.